Messenger RNA from Ixodes scapularis (black-legged tick), 2118 nucleotides. Its product is annotated as juvenile hormone acid O-methyltransferase. NCBI's taxonomy places the organism in Eukaryota, Metazoa, Arthropoda, Arachnida, Ixodida, Ixodidae. Bases 117 to 965 code for a protein of 282 amino acids. The record is from RefSeq and is a predicted model, not a curated record. Gene Ontology annotation, molecular function: S-adenosylmethionine-dependent methyltransferase activity. The transcript has 3 exons.
ACGCUAGUAAGCUAAGGUCAGUGUGCGUCUGCAAUUUGUACGUCCUCCUAAGGCGGGCGCACAACCACCAGCAGUCCACCUCAGUCGCUUACCCGAUAUAUCCUACAACAAAAAUCAUGACUGCCAAAUUUAGCCCCGAACGUUACGCGCGCGCGAAUGAUAAAAGUAGGCCCAUGAACAAAGAAGCGUUGAAAAUGACAAGAUUUCGAAAACCCACGAGCGAGUGCGAACAAAUGCUGGACAUCGGAUGCGGGACGGGAGACUUCACGAGGAACGUGCUGCUUCCAUGGAGCAAGCCAUGCCGCAAGAUGGUAGCUGUGGACGCAUUGCCGGGCAUGAUUGAAUACGCCAAGGCAAAUCAUCCGCACCCAGAAAUAAGCUACGAGGUCCUUGAUGCAGGUUCAAGAGACAUCUCAAAAUUUCUGGAAAAACACGGCAAGUUCGAUCGGGUUUACUCAUUCUACUGCUUGCACUGGAUCAAGGAUCAAGAUGUGGCUUUCACAAACGUCGGCAAAUUGUUGAAAGACGACGGAGAGUGCCUUCUUUUGUUCCUUUCUCAGUUUGUUUUUUACGACGUCUGGCAAGAGAUGGCAUCAAUGGAGCGUUGGAGGGACAUCAUUGGGGAUCCUUUGGAAAUCAUUCCGAAAUCCUGGAAUCGUGAUCCCAAGCCGAGUUUGAAGGAUGUAGAAACUUCUGUGAAAGAAAUGGUCGAAGACGCUGGAAUGGACACCAUAAGUUGCACUGUGUACCCCGAGACUCCCUGCGUCUUCAAGAACGCCCAAGGAGUUCUAGACAUGGUGCUUCCAAUCGUCACCACGAAGGACACUGCUUCGGAGGAGGAGAAGCAAAACAUGCGCAAGGAAAUGGCGACCAGGCUGAUCAACGCUUGCACAAAGACACCCGACAGCUGCUUUUUCCCUAUGGACAUUGUCAUUCUUCACGCUCACAACAAAUCCAAAGUAUGACGUUCAAGUUGAAACUCCGAGCGUGUCAGCAUCUAUCUAGCAGCGUCGUUAAAUGACAUAUACACCGAUUCACCAUAAACCUCAAAGACAACCCUUCGGCAUAAGCGUUUUCGUCAUUUGUACACAGCAUUGAUGUAGCAGAAAAUGCAAAUUAGUUUUUAUAGUUACCUCUGACUGUGAAUGAAAAUCUUCCGCUAAGGGGCCAACAUUGUAUUUCGUUUUUGUUUUGUUGUCGUUGAAAUAGAGCUCCCCGCGGUGGUGGGAUCCAGGGAACUUUUGAAACUGGUGUAAUGUCUCGAUCCGAAGUGCGGAAACCCGGGGCGUAGGUUUGAAAAAUUAUUUACAAAAGUGAGACAGACAAAGUGCCGAAGUUCCGCGAGUUCUAUAUGAAAUAAAAGCGUUUCACCAAUGAACUUCCAAAAAUUUUAAUUUGAGGUAUAUUCAAGGUUGAAUCAUGAUGAAAACAGAGCAAGCGCAUUUGGUCCCCCAACCCAUUUGGCGAGUUUUAAAUUCAUUAAAUAAUGAAUAUGAUGAUAUUAAUGCGGGGUUUCAUAGAACCUAUACUUGUGUUGUAUAAACAACAGUGAACAAAUAACCGUAAUCUCUUUGAACGGUUCUAAAGCGUCGUGAAAGUUAGAUUUGUGAAAGCAGAGGACGAAGCUGUAAAGUAUGUGUGUUAUUUGAGCAAUUGUUUACUCAAUACUCAUUGAUUUGUUGACGCUUGCACCUAUGAUUUAUCAGAGCUCUUCAUAAUUCAAGAGCGUUUUCAAAAACAACUUUUGACCUGAAAAUUGUUUGAGUGAAAGAUUAGCGAAAGUACAAAAAGGAAAACGAGAGUUUGACAAAUUGUUUUAUUGCUCUCUAGAAGUUUGUCAAAAGCUUGUGACUGCGGCGAGUUCCAGGACACUUCACUCUGAGACCUGUUCGUAGCCGAUGUUGGAGAUUUCGAGAUUCAGCGACCGACUCUUGCAAUGGAGGUCAGGCUAAAUUUGAAGACAUGAACACUGUGUCAAGGGCAAAGGAACUGGUUAUACAGCAGAGCAAAACGUUAGAGAGACCGAGCGGCGCAGAGUCCAGGGGCGUGUUUAGGCCGCGGUCAAGGUGGAUCAAGGGGAGCUGCAAGAUCAAGAAAUAAAAUUGUUCUGAAUCUGUU